This is a messenger RNA of Stylophora pistillata, 1264 nucleotides long. RefSeq names its product ribonuclease H1. NCBI's taxonomy places the organism in Eukaryota, Metazoa, Cnidaria, Anthozoa, Scleractinia, Pocilloporidae. Gene Ontology annotation, molecular function: magnesium ion binding; nucleic acid binding; RNA-DNA hybrid ribonuclease activity. Gene Ontology annotation, biological process: DNA replication, removal of RNA primer. The record is from RefSeq and is a predicted model, not a curated record.
UUUUGAACAACUGAUCUAUUCGAGUUCUGCAAUUCAUGCUAGCGAGAUUGCAGAGAAAUUUUAAUGCCUUGACAAUGGAAGGAAAGUGUGGCUUCUAUGCCGUACGGACUGGAAGGAAGACCGGUGUAUUUCGAACUUGGACGGAAUGUGAGAGUUAUGUCAAAGGCUUUCCUGGUGCUAGAUAUAAGAAGUUCUCUACAGAGGAUGAGGCCAAGAGUUUUGUUUCAGGACUUGAGUCCAGUGGGUCUUUUCUUCCAGCUAAAGCAGCUCCACACGUAGUACCCCGAAGGACACCUGAGGCCAUGUACUUUAAGAUACUCACUGCAAAAUGUUUGGCUUGUCAGCAGAAAAGCAGAAAGAGAACUUCCUACGAGAUGUGUGGCAACAAACAUUUUGACAAUGGUAGCUCCUUUAACCCAAGAGGCGUUAAGUACUCUAAACCUUUUAAAAACUCAGGAACAAGCUCAACCUGGACCAGUUCUUCAUCUUUAAUAUCAUCCUUAAGUAAUGAGGCCUCCUCUUUAGGAGAUGUACCUGUGGUAUAUACUGAUGGCGGCUGCACAAAGAAUGGACACAAGGGUGCGAGAGCAGGCAUUGGUGUUUACUGGGGCCCAGAAAAUACCAGAAAUGUAAGUGAGAGACUAGAAGGAGAACAAACUAACCAAAGAGCAGAAAUAAUGGCUGCUGUCAAGGCUCUUGAAACAGCCAAGGAAAUGGGAUACAAAACACUUGAGAUCAGGACAGAUAGCAAUUAUACUAUUAAAGGAGCCACAGACUGGUGUAGAAGAUGGAAGAAAAAUGGCUGGAAAACUAUCAAUGGAACUGACGUGAAGAAUAAGGUUGAAUUUCAGAAACUGACCAAACUGUGUGAUGAAAUUGAUGUCAAGUGGACUCAUGUUCGAGGACACCAAGGGAACAUAGGAAAUGAAGCUGCGGAUGAGCUUGCUAGAAAAGGAGCCAUGAAAUAAAAUACUAAAUCAACACAAAUUAAUUGUUUACUUUCAAUUUCUGAAAACAUUCAUUUUGUAAUAUCCAAGUCUUGUAAAGCUUUUUAAAUAUGUUUAGCUUCAUUUACUCUGCAGGUCAAGUUGCACUAAUUAUGUUUCUGGUAUUUUAUUGACAACUGAAAUUGUAAAUGAUUAUUUACUAUAAUUGUAGAGCUUUAUUGUUAAUAAAACCUGAAUGAUUAAGUGGCUGAACACAGUUUUCGCGUGCAUUUUUGCUGAUGCAAUUCAGCGCAUGCAGGUGGAUUGUGAAAAACAAA